Scleropages formosus (Asian bonytongue) is the source of this 708-nucleotide messenger RNA. Its product is annotated as LHFPL tetraspan subfamily member 5 protein-like. Bases 1 to 708 code for a protein of 235 amino acids. The transcript has 3 exons. NCBI's taxonomy places the organism in Eukaryota, Metazoa, Chordata, Actinopteri, Osteoglossiformes, Osteoglossidae. Gene Ontology annotation, cellular component: plasma membrane. Gene Ontology annotation, biological process: sensory perception of sound; detection of mechanical stimulus involved in sensory perception. The record is from RefSeq and is a predicted model, not a curated record.
AUGGAGAAGAUGCUACCAGCCCAGGAAGCAGCCAAAAUCUACCACACGAACUACGUGAGGAACGCGAGGGCAAUUGGUGCGUUAUGGGCCGUGUUCACCAUUUGCUUUGCCAUCAUCACCGUGGUGGUGUUCAUCCAGCCCUACUGGAUCGGGGACAGCGUGAACACCCCCCAGGCGGGCUACUUUGGCCUCUUCUACUACUGCGUCGGCAACGCGCUCACCUCCGAGCUCACGUGCAAGGGCAGCGCGCUGGACUUCGGCUCUAUCCCGUCGCCGGCCUUCAGGACCGCGCUCUUUUUCGUGGGCAUCUCGAUGCUUCUUGUGGUCGGAUGCAUCGUGUGCUUUGGCCUCUUUUUCUUCUGCAACAGCGGCAGCGUGUACAAGAUAUGCGCUUGGAUGCAGCUCGCUUCAGCUGUCUGCAUGGUCAUCGGCUGCAUGAUUUACCCAGAUGGCUGGGACUCCCCCGAGGUGAAGCGCAUGUGCGGAGAGCGGACCGACAAGUACACGCUGGGCAACUGCACGGUGCGCUGGGCCUACAUCCUUGCCAUCAUCAGCAUCCUGGAUGCCCUCAUCCUCUCCUUCCUGGCGUUUGCGCUGGGAAACCGGCAGGACAACCUGCUGCCGGAAGACUUCCAGGUCGAGGGCAUAGGUAAGACUCCAAGUUCCAGCAGGGCAUUCAGAAGACAAAGACUGAGGAAGACACCUUGA